UGUCCGGGCGCCCGCAGGUUUAUGGAGCCCUACAUCUUCGGGACCCGCCUGGGUCAGGACAUCAUCGACCUGGACCAGACGGCCGCCCACCUGCAGCUGGCCCUGAACGUGGUGGCGCACGUGGCCUUCCGCGGGGGCAUCAUCCUGCUGGUGGGCCGCCAGCGCCAGUUCUGCCACCUCAUCGAGAGCACGGCGCGGGCCUGCGGGGAGUACGCCCACACCCGCUACUUCAAGGGCGGGCUGCUGACCAACGCCCCGCUGCUGCUGGGCCCCGGCGUGCGCCUGCCCGACCUCAUCGUCUUCCUGCACACGCUCAACAACGUGUUCGAGCCCCACGUGGCCGUGCGGGACGCGGCCAAGAUGAACAUCCCCACGGUGGGCGUGGUGGACACCGACUGCAACCCCUGCCUCAUCACCUACCCGGUGCCCGGCAACGACGACUCGGGCCCCUCCGUGCAGCUCUUCUGCGGGCUCUUCCGCGCCGCCAUCACCCGCGCCAAGGAGAAGCGGAGGCAGCUGGAUGCCCUGUGCCGGCUGCAGGCCCCGGGGCCCCCGGCCCCCGGCCCCCCGCAGGCGCCCCCUGCCCAAUAAAAGCCACCGA
Molecule: messenger RNA, 601 nt
Organism: Condylura cristata (star-nosed mole)
Lineage: Eukaryota; Metazoa; Chordata; Mammalia; Eulipotyphla; Talpidae
Gene: MRPS2
Product: mitochondrial ribosomal protein S2
Exons: 1
Biological process (GO): translation
Cellular component (GO): mitochondrial small ribosomal subunit; ribosome
Molecular function (GO): structural constituent of ribosome
Source: RefSeq, a predicted model, not a curated record